Messenger RNA from Lachancea sp. 'fantastica', 3831 nucleotides. NCBI's taxonomy places the organism in Eukaryota, Fungi, Ascomycota, Saccharomycetes, Saccharomycetales, Saccharomycetaceae. The record is from the annotation of a GenBank genome assembly.
AUGGCGGGUAAAAGCUCACCUUUCAAGAGCUUCACACACCACCGUGGUAAUUCCACGGACGGCACACCCCAUUCGCAAGGCCAACACCGUAAGACACCAUCAAUUGGACAGCAAAAUCCGCCUAUUGCAGGCCAUACCAGAAAUGCAUCACGGACAUCAAAUGCAUCUGUGAGUUCUAACUUCUUGGCGGAACAAUAUGAGCGUGAUAGAAAAGCUAUAUUGAGCAGCUGUUUUUCUGAGGACCCAACCGGUCCUGGAAAUAGCUCUAGGCUUUCCAAGACGUAUGUUACGCAUGUGCGAAUUAUAGAAGAUACACGCUAUCCAAGUUCUAGACCGCCAGUUUCGUCACCGCUCGCAAACAAGAAAAAAAGAGUGCUCAUCGUGAGCGCUUUGACGAAUGGAGCUGGGAUGCAGAUUCAUAAAGCGCGUGAAAACAGCAACGGGUCAUUUCAGAUUGGCAGAACAUGGCCUUUGAAGGAGCUGGUGUGUGUUGAGCGCGACGUGGAACAACCCGAGGGGUUUUUGCUCACUAUGGGUAAACGUUACUACUGGGAAACCAAUACUGCCAAAGAGCGCACGGUAUUCGUGAAAACUCUGAUCAGAAUAUACAUGGAAGACUCUGGUGGUCGCGUGCCGCAACUUCUUAACUGGGAUCUGGCGUUGUUCUAUAUGGACAGAAACAGCUACCAAAGAGCUUUGAUUUCCUCGUCUGAACAAAAGGACUUGCCAGGCUCAACAGCUAGUCCUUCAAGACCACCUACAACUGGCUCCAAGCAGUCUUCUGGCAUGAGCGGUUCUGACGCUCCACCUCAUAUCCCUCCUGCACCUGUAAAGCUUCCGGCACUUCCUCAACAACCAAAACAGCCACGAAGUCAGCAGCAACACGCUACAUUCACGCCAUUAGCCACAAAAAAAGGUGAAAAUCUUCCAUACGAAGUCUCAAAACCUAGUGCGGCGUCUGUGCCCCAAGCUCGUGAACCGCCCGAAAUCAAAACGGCUAGUCCAAUUCGUACAGCUUCUCCUCCGCUGAACAGGUCGUCGCCAUCUUUGAAAAGCUUGAACGAUACUGCUAGCAAACAAGUAAGCCAUUCGAGCAAGGACGCUUUAUCGCAACAAAACUUAAGCCACGUCGAGCCGUUAGAUCUGUCAACCUCUCAAGUAUCUCAAAACGCAGAUGAGGGCCUAAACGCGAAAUACACGAUACACCAACCCUUGGAACAUAGACGGUCUCAGACUCCCGAGUCGAGUAGUUUUUUAUCAGAACUCAACUCUGUGCUCAGAGAGCCGUCGAAUCCGCCUGAUCUUAAAGCACAUGCUUUGAGUGAUGAACAAGAUUCGCACCAUACGCAGGGUAGGUCUGGGAUCGAAGAGAGUAAAAGAGCUGAAUUUGAGGUAUCGAAAAAAUAUGCAUCAUCGAACGAAGGUCACUCGCUCGAAGUGGAUGAGAACACCAAUGAGCUUUCUUUUGAAAAGGGCGAUGAGGUACGCUACAGCCAGAUUUUAGAGGAGGAGAAGGACACAUUUGGCGUACCAUUUGAUACACAAGGGUUUGAGGAUGAAAAAAGCGAUGACGGCCGUCAUGCAUAUCAUGAAGUCUCAGUGAUCAGAGAAGAGCCAACGGAUUCCGCGAUUGGCGGUGCAAAUACAGAAGGAACGAAUACUGUACCUAAUGCUCUCAGUCAAGUCGAAAAUGAACUGCUGAUGGAAACACUCGAGGAUGUGAACUGGUCUAUUGAAGACGACUCUGUAGAACUUCUUUCUAAGCUUUCCAACAAGCUUGCGGGCACUGAGUACCUUCUUAACAAGGAACUUGUGGCGCUCCCAAAAACUAGCUCAGCGUUUCCAACUUUUCGGCAAAAAGUGCUUGCGGAAUGUGAAAAGGUAGAUCCUACCCUGUCAUUUUUCGCGAUGGAGCUUUCGACAGUAUCAAGGGACAUCGAGUAUGUAGAGAGCCAAGCGAAUGGGCUACAAGUUGAGAGUGCCAAUAAGAAGAUGCUGUGGAAGGAGCUCUCGGAUGUUUUAAGCUCGGUCUCUGUGGACGAAGUCACACUAAACAAUAUUUUGGCGCGACCUCUUAGCGAGAGAAACUUGCAACAGAUCGAAAACCUUUUGCAGCCCCUCUACACGGCUUUGAAAGCUAUUCGUGGCGAUUUCGAAGAGGAAGAUGGAAAUUUAGGCAUGAUGAAAGCUUUGAUAGAGAGAAGGCAAGCUUAUGAGGCAGUUACAGAACGUUUUAUCAUGCGCGUGGCCGACGAAAUCCACGCAAAAUUUGUCAAUAUGCAACACGAGAAGGUUCCCAUAGACCAGCUCCCGAAUGUGCUUUCCAGACUUUUGAUGUUUUCGUCGGUUAUUCUUUUCGCCAAGGACAUCGCAUGUGAGGUCUAUACCAGUAUGAUAGACGACGCGAUUCAUGAAACGCAAGUGCUUCUUGACAAAAAAUCGGCCCCGCUUUUACAGUACUUGGAAUCACGUCUUAAACUCGAAGGGAACAAGGAUGCUGUAUCGAGCUUGUCCGAUCAGAAAGAUCUACUCAAUCGCUGGAAAACUGGACAUGCAGUGAAACAGUUCGAACCAUUAAAACCGAAAAAUGCGGAGACCCUAUAUGAAAUGAUAAGCGCCCUCAAAACUAUGGAAUCGCUAGCAUUAACUUAUCAGAAUUUUGUUGGGGCGUUCUUUCACUUGAAUGAUGGUGUUGACUUCGAGGAGUACGUGGCCACAUACCCUGAGCUUACUUCCCGGAGUUUGCCACUAGAAGACAUUCAGCCACUUGAGUCGGAUCGUGAAUCUGCGCAAUUGAAAACCCAAUUGAUGACAAGAAUUUUUCAGUCCAUUUUCAACGAUUUCUUUGGUGAGAUUUUAGGCUUUUUGAAAGAUCAAGCACCAUUGAUCCCGCUUGUUAUGAUCUACCUUGAGGGGUCUAUCUCCCGCUAUAGCGAAUCAAAUCAAGAAUUUCUUGCGACAACGUUUGAAAAAUUCUAUGCCAGAUUUACACAGGAAUGGGAAGGUUAUAUUGAUGAUCAAAGUACAGCAAUUGAGAGAGUUUCCAUCAAUGCUAAUGCAAAACGCGUGGCGCCUUUUGCUGUGGGGCUGCCCGCUUUUGUCGCCCGCAUCGAAGACGAAGUGUUUUUUACAGCCGAAGAGUUGCAAAUUUCCAAUGAGGAAUACCCAAGAUCUCGUCAAAUUUUUGACAAGUCUUACAACAGCUUGGGCCAAGCAUUAUUGUCGGUUUUACAGAAGGGUUCGCAUAUCCCAUCGUCAGAUAACAUGAUGCCACCUUCGACUACAUCGGAUGAAAGUUCGAAAUCGAUCUGGUUGCUCAUAAACUGCAAUUGGAUAAUCGAGGUUCUCCCAAAUUUUGGCCACGAGUCACUAUUCGUUGAUUGUCUUCAGACCACUAGACGCAUCUUCAAUGUUGAGAGAGAUAAAUACGCAGAGACUUUGUUGCGCAAUUCGAUGAACCAUUUGUACAGUUUUGUCGAUGGCGCUUACAGCUUGAUGGAAAUCUCAAAAAACCGCGUCGUUACUUCUUCACAAUGGACAGUCUACAGUCAACAAAAUUUGAAUAAGAUACUCGAAAGAUACUCCUCUACAGAGAUUACCGCUGUCGUUGCCAGGCUUUACGAAACUAUUCAGCGAGAUAUCUUCCACGAAGGACAAAAUGAGGUGAGCACUAUUCUUUUGGAUAGACUGUGGUCAUGUACUCAAGGCCAAACAGUUUCCCUCUAUUUGAAACUAUACACCCUAAUUGAAAAGCAUUACAAAGGUAGCAGUGCUAAAUUUACCAAGAACGACAUAAUAUCCGCUUUCAACUCUCAUAAAACCGCAGCAUGA